AUUGAAAAAGCUUUCACACAACAUUUUUUUUUACCAAUUAAAAGUUUGAUGUCACAUGUAUUUGAAGAAAGCAUUCACUCAGUUUGAAAAGAACUGAUCUUCGUCGAUUUGAAUUCUUUUCUAAGAAUUAGAGUCAACGAACAACUUCUAACUAACGACGUUUGGGAAUUCGCGAAAAGAAUCUACGAAGCGUCUACGAAAAACGGCGUAGCGUUCCGGGCCCUAAUAUUAGUUGGAAUAAUGUAGCAAUUUGCCAGUAUCAAAUUAACAAUCAUUACCAUAAUUUAAAGCUUAACGCGGGUAAUUUGUCAUACAAAAUGCCUUUAAUAUUAACUGAUUUCCCAAAAGCGGUUCCAAUAAAAUUAAAUGACAAUUUCUGUGUAAAAUCGAAUACGAAGCCAUUUUCAAUGUAAAGCAAAAAACAUGUACAUAUUUACUUUAAAUUCAAUCCGAAAAAAGCCGUAUUAAGUAAUUUUAAUUCAAUUAAAACACGCGACCCUACUUUGGGGCUGCGGAGAUUCAGUAAAAACAGCUUUUGACAGCGCGGCUUCGGAGCUUAUGCGAAAAUUUAUAGAAAAUUGCAUGGUACACGCGUUGCGCCCAUAGGGUGCGCGGGAAACGUUCGGGGGGUGUAUAUUUAGAAAUGCCUCUAGCCGCCAGCCGGCAGUCCACGCUUAGCGCGCGAUCUGAGCGCACGCGUCCCCGUCUUCCCUCUCGCUAUCGCAUCGUACCCGAUUCCGUAAUUAACAUAAAUUGAAAUUAAUUAAUAGAGCAUUAUUGGUGUGUUGUGUGCCUAGAACUGGAUUGGAUCGUGUCCUGUGCUACCCUGUGGACAAUUACCGCCGGUUUUCAGUGACUGUAUAUUUAUUUAAUAAUUGCUGGCAUCUUUAACGUGAAUGGACAUUUAUUGAAAACUCAUUUUAUUACUGGGAUAUAAAGGAUUACCCGUGUUUACACUGAUCUCAUGACCCUAAGGAUAGCAAAGUUAUAACAUCAAGCUGCCCUGCCCGCUAUUAGAUUCCCUGUGGCGUAUACAUGAGAUGUUAUGGGCUUCUGCGUAGCGAAGUGGCGCUGGUGGGUGGUAGUGGUGGCAUGGGCGUGGGGUGCGUCUGCACGCACUCUCUGUCCAGCGCGAUGCGCGUGCGACGACGCACUACGCGCUGCCUCCUGCGCCAACGCCAGUCUCGAGAUCGUCCCAAUUCAGCUCAACCCAGAAGCCACGCACAUCAAUCUUACUCACAACUCCAUCGACAACCUUCUCUACACCUUCGGCUUCUAUACUCAGCUCACUAUCCUCGAUAUCUCCUACAACAAAAUUGUAGAUUUAGGUAGUAAAAAUUUCGAAAAUAACAUGGAAAUGACACAUCUUAACUUAAGCCACAAUUUUCUUAAGCGCUUAGAUAAGGACACUUUUAUUGGACUUAAAAACCUGGUUGACUUAAAUUUAGCAGACAAUGAAAUAACAAAUAUACACGUCCAGACAUUUAAAGAUUUGUCUGCAUUGGAAAGACUUGAUUUGUCAAACAAUAAACUUGUGAAGUUUGAGCCUGAGACAUUCAAACCUCUGUCAUCACUGAAAAUGCUAUCGCUGAAAAAUAACUCAAUAUUGGAUAUACCGUCAAACAAUCUUGCAUUUAUUAUACACUUGGAAGUUUUAGACCUGUCGGAAAACCUAAUAGAGCAAGUAACGAAGCAGGGUAUACCGUAUCUACAAGAGUUGAGACAUUUAGAUUUAAAUAAUAAUUUGAUUGAGAGUGUCGACCAAUUAGGUUUCCACAAUUUACCCUCACUGCGGCAUCUGGAUCUAAGCGAUAACAACAUGACUUCCAUCCCAACGUCGGCCUUGUCUAAACUAUCUAAUUUGUCUCAUCUGUACCUGAGUGGAAACUUUUUCCAAAAUGUGACAGCACUUUCGUUCCAAAGUUUAUUCCAUUUAAAGCAUUUACACUUGAGCAGACUGUAUGAAUUAGAAAGAAUUGACUCAAGAGCUUUCGUUGACAACAUAAAUCUGCAAAAAAUAUGGAUGAAUGAAAACGUCAAAGUUGGAGAUGUUCCUCCUAGACUGUUCCAUGGCAAUCCCAAGCUGACACACAUUUAUAUGAGGAACAAUGCACUUGUGGCUCUAGAAGCGUCACACUUUCCAAUCGACAGAUUACAGGAACUUGAGAUUUCGGGAAAUCCAUUUGUUUGCAAUUGUUCGAUAUUGUGGCUUUGGAAACUCGGAAGAGAAAGUGAAAUAAGCAGUAGAAAGUCCGGGAACUUGAGUUCCAUUCUAAAAAUAGACUACGAGGACGUCAAGUGUGCAGCUCCAGCACAUUUGAAGGGUGUGCUCUUUAUACAGAUUCCCGAAUCGGAAUUUGGGUGCUCGAGUGGAUGGGUGAUAGUUGCGGUUGUGGUGCUGACUGUGAGUAUCGUUAUAAGCGUAGUGGGUGGUGUUUUAUACUUCAUGGGACCUCUAAAGAAGUGCAAAGGGGAUAAGUCAAAACAAGUUAUGACUAGUGUCAUGUUGAACGGUGAUGUGUCAAAAUUAGGAAAUGGAUUAGGUUAUUCAACUCGAGGUAGAGAGCAAGAGAACAAAAGAGACGUAGACCGGUAUCUAAUGAUCGGGUCUUCUGUGAGUAAUAACUUUCACUCGUUAAAUCCUCCUUGGCAUAGUGUGGACAAAAAUCCUUACUACCAGGAAGACAGUGAGGAGCACAUUUACCAGCAGUUCGCCUACGAGACGAUCCCUCAUCACAGAACGCCAGAGAAACCACACAUAGUGUACGUCUAACAUAAGUUGUGUGCAAAGGACAAUAUCAAGGGUAUAUUUUCUUUGCUACGUUAUACGAACGAUGUUGGGUACUGUCGACAAAACGACGAGAAACAUUGAAUUUGCAAUAAUGUAUAUAGUGAUAUGAAUAAAAUGUAAUAUGUGAUAGCUUUGUAUAUAGACGUGUAAAUAUAUUAAUCAGUGCUGAUAAAGACAUUAUUAUAGAAAUUCUCCAUUUUGUACUUACUCAUUUAGUCAUGUUAAUACCUAUAUUGAUUGUCACAUCACCUGUAGUAGUGUCGACUUUCAGUUGUUUUAUUUACUAGUUCCUCAAUUAUAUGGGUACGCGAAUAUUGUUAAGUGCUUUGUAAAAUUCUCUAAGAUGUUCAAUAUUAAAAUGAAUAUUAUAUUCAUGUGUAAUAAUAAUAUAGUAUACAUUAUAUAUUUUUCAGAAUUGAAACACCAAUACUUGAUGAAAACUUUGUACAAAUAUGAGCAAUAUAGAAUAAUUUGAAAUGUUAUGUCGUUAAUUUAAUUCGGUACAUUGUUAUAGUAUACUUAUUAGUUGUAUUUAGAAUGAAACUUUUUGACAGUAAAUGCUAAGAACAUUGAUUACCUAUCUACAUAAAUAAAUAGAUUAUACAAUAAACCAGUUGCUCUGAUGGUAAGGGGUACAAAAUACAGUUUUAUUGGCUUAACAGAAUGAUUUCGAUGGAAAUUAAUUAAUUAUUCUGUUAAUAGAUAUUCUGAAAUUAAUAUUUUUGUACUUAGUGAAUACGUGAAUGUGGGUUCUGGAAGUUUUUUGUUCACGACUUUGUUAAGAAAACUGAAUGGCUUGGGUUUGACGCGGCUAUUUCGCAUACAAAUUAGAAAGUGUUGCGCAAACGUGUAAGAAGAGUUUAAUUAUUUAAAAGAAUGUAAUUGGAGUUCUUUUUCCAAUUAAAACUUGUUCCUUUUUUCAAUUUGAAUUUGUGUUUUUCUUUUAAUUAAUAAGGUUGUUAUU
Molecule: messenger RNA, 3755 nt
Organism: Trichoplusia ni (cabbage looper)
Lineage: Eukaryota; Metazoa; Arthropoda; Insecta; Lepidoptera; Noctuidae
Product: protein artichoke-like
Exons: 3
Coding region: 1046-2773 (575 amino acids)
Molecular function (GO): protein binding
Source: RefSeq, a predicted model, not a curated record